Haemonchus placei is the source of this 635-nucleotide messenger RNA. The record is from the annotation of a GenBank genome assembly. NCBI's taxonomy places the organism in Eukaryota, Metazoa, Nematoda, Chromadorea, Rhabditida, Trichostrongylidae.
GAGCCGACCGGAUGUCCUCUUUUGGUGAUUUCAUCGCUUUAUCGGAGAAAUGCGAUGAAUUGACGGCCAAAAUCAUCAAUAGGGAGGUCUCCGACGGUAUCGUCGCUCCCAGCUAUGAUCCCGCUGCCCUGAGUCUUCUGGCCAAAAAGAAGAACGGCAACUACUGCGUGCUGAAGGUGAAUCCAAACUACGUUCCCACCGAGACCGAGGAGAGGACCGUUUUUGGCUUGAAGUUGCGUCAGAAGCGUAAUAGCGCUGUAAUCAACGCGACUACCUUCAUCAACGUCGUCGGAAAACAUAACAAUGUAAGUUCACUCCUCCACCAUUUUCAUGCUAUGCAACAAGGCUCAUAUUCUUGGGAAAACCCAAUUUUCUCAUGUGUCCGUUAUAGGAAAUAUGCGUUGCUUGAAAACCUAGCUGAUUUUGGGAACGAGUAUUUUCGCAAUCUCACACGUUUUCUUCUGUUAAACAAAGCUGCCACCGAUGACCUAAUCGUAGCCACAAUUGCACUAAAGUACGCUCAAUCAAAUUCGGUUUGCUUCGCUUCCCGAGGACAGGUGAUUGGCAUGGGAGCUGGUCAGCAGUCAAGGAUUCACUGCACACGAUUGGCUGGUGAAAAAUCUUGCAACUGGUGA